Molecule: messenger RNA, 2588 nt
Organism: Carica papaya (papaya)
Lineage: Eukaryota; Viridiplantae; Streptophyta; Magnoliopsida; Brassicales; Caricaceae
Product: glycosyltransferase (DUF604)
Source: RefSeq, a predicted model, not a curated record
AUUUUUCCGGAUUUUGUUUAAUAGAGUUUUUAUAUUUCUACAAAUUUUUGUUUAUAUUUAUUGCUAAUUAAUUGCACUCUAGUCAGCUAUUAAUAAAGAUAUGUAUUUGAUAUCAUAGUUCUUUCACUCUGUUAAAUAAUGUUACUCUGAGUGUUUAGUGCGUUAAUUUUGACGAAUUGUGUUCCAUUUAUAAAUGAAAAUACAGGUUUCGUGUCUCAUCAGACAGUUGUUUUCACUUCAGGGCCUGGAGAUCAACCUCCAAUUACGAUAAAGCCCAGUAAUCAAAGGCAGAUCGAGUUCAGAAAAAAACAACUUAAAGCGGAAAGACAAAGAUUUGGGCUUAUAAUACCGGCUGUGAAAGCUCACAGGAUGAUCCAUUCAUGGUGACCCGCCACCCUAAGAAAAGGAAAAAAGAAAAGCAGCAGAAACAUUCCAAAAAAUAAAUUAGUAAAGAAUUCAAUGUUCAGGGUCAGUGCCAUCAGUGUUGUUUACAUUUUGAUUCUCUCGCACGCUCCUGCUAACCCAGAAAAGAAAAAGGCUCUAAUGUACAAUCAUACCAGAAGGAAGAAGAAGGAUCCCGACGUUUCUCUUUCUCUCUCUCCAACAACUGCUUCCGCUUCUAUCAAAAUGGCGUCGCCCUCGAGGAUGCUGACGCUGACUCCGUCCCGGGCAAAGAAUAUCCUCUUGCUACUUUCCUUUCUCGUUAUUGUAUUCCUUCUUUUGUACAAUCCGCGCCUCCACGCGCCCUCUACGUUGUUUUUGCGAAUUGAUGUUUCCCCUCCCACGCGCCGCCGCCACCUCUUGUUCGUGAUUGCUUCCUCCUACGCGUCCUGGCCCCGCCGCAAACCAUACAUUCGGUUUUGGUGGGAAUCCAAUUCGACUCGCGCUCUUGCCUUCCUCGACCGUCCGGUCCCACAUGAUCCGGCUCUUCCUCAGGUGGUGGUAUCCGACGACACUUCUCGGUUCCCAUACACGUUUCCCGGAGGCCUCCGGUCGGCGAUCCGCGUGGCGCGCGUCGUCAAGGAGGCGGUGGAUCGGAAUGAGCCGGAUGUUCGGUGGUUCGUUUUCGGAGAUGAUGAUACGGUUUUUUUCGUGGACAAUCUUGUUGGGGUGUUGUCGAAGUACAACCACGAGAAGUGGUUUUAUGUUGGGAGUAAUUCGGAGAGUUACGAGCAGAAUGUGAAACAUUCGUUUUCAAUGGCGUUUGGCGGGGGAGGGUUUGCCAUCAGCUCUUCUCUCGCGAGGGUUUUGGCUGAGGUUUUGGAUUCUUGUUUGAUGCGGUAUUCGCAUUUGUACGGGAGUGAUUUAAGGGUUUAUUCGUGCUUGGCCGAGCUGGGUGUUGGGUUAACUCACGAACCUGGUUUCCAUCAGGUUGACAUGAGGGGGAAUCUGUUUGGAAUGCUUUCUGCACAUCCAUUGUCCCCUUUGUUAUCCCUUCACCAUUUGGAUGCUGUUGACCCAAUUUUCCCAAACAUGAACAAGACUCAAGCAUUGGAAAGAUUUGUUAACGCUGUGCUUGUAGAUCCUGCUAGGAUUUUGCAGCAAACUGUCUGCUAUGAUAGUCUAAAUUCAUUGUCGAUCUCAAUUGCGUGGGGUUAUGCUAUUCAAGUACUUGAAGGCAAUGAGCUUCUUCCCAAUCUGUUGAUGCUACAGAAAACAUUUUCACCAUGGAAGAGGGGGGCACGUGUUCAACAUAACUAUAUGUUUAAUACAAGAGAUUAUCAUAGAGAUCCAUGUCAAAGACCUGUUGUAUUUUUCCUAGAAAGCGUUGAAUCAGGUAAAAAGAGUUCAUGGAGCAACUACACCGGGCAUGUUGUUGGGAAUUGUGUUAAAGCAAAAGCCAUAAAGAGUCUAGAGCAAAUCAGAGUGUUCUCACAGAAAUUAGAGUUUGAUAUUGAACAGAUGAAGGCUCCCCGUCGUAGUUGCUGUGACAUUUUACCUUCGUAUAAUGAAUCAAUGGUCAUUCACAUCAGGCAGUGUGGACCAGUUGAGCGAAUCUCAAUGCAUUAGUAGAAAUUUUGUUGAAACGCCUCUUUGAGAAAGAUUUUCAGUUGGCCGUGAGCCCCGGGAAUUGGAAUCAGUUUUUAUGUCUGUUGGAGUUCUGCACCCAAGAUUUGAGAAUGAUGGAGAAAGAGCAUUUAGAGAGGGCUUGUGGUGUAUGUUAUAACAUUAUGGCAUCAAGCAGAUAUUUGUAUGCUGUUGAAUUGAUGUGAAACUGAGUGAUUGCAUGAAUGGAAACCUUUCAAACUACUCUUACCAGCUGAAGUUUAUUGGUUGUAGCAAGGGAAUUCUGAAAGUGACAGGUAACACUUGUAUCUGAUUUGGAUCUUGGGAGGUGGGAGCUAAUGAAUCCCAAAUUCAGUUGAUGGUGUUGUUAGUUCUUGAGAUACACUUUUGUCAAAUUACAUCUUCUUUACGGUUAUGGUUUGUUUGUGCCUUUGCACCCUGAAGGAGAAGAAAGAACACUGAUGUUGAUUAAUUUUAAUUUUGUCUAUUUGAUUAGGAAACUCGUAAUCUUUAGCAGCUUCAUGAUCCAUUAUUACCAACCCAGCUUCCAGUCCAUGGUAAUUUUUGUUACUCUUUCUUAA